UCAGUUCGCUCGAGUAUAAAACAACAAUCCUCCCUCUUUUGCCAGUUAUUCUGCCCAAUCGCUGGCGCUGGCUGCACGCUUGUUGACCUUUGUACAAACACAAAAAAAUUAUGCCUAUCGACUUGUACUACGUGCCAGGCUCGCCGCCAUGCCGCGCCGUGCUGCUCACCGCGCGCGCCCUCAACCUCAACCUAAACCUCAAACUGGUGGAUCUGCACCACGGAGAACACCUCAAGCCUGAAUACCUCAAGUUGAAUCCGCAACACACAGUGCCGACGUUAGUGGACGACGGGCUGGCGCUGAGCGAGUCGCGCGCCAUCAUCACGUACCUGGUGAACAAGUACGGCAAGGCCAGCGGCCUGUACCCGGAGGAGGCUCGCGCGCGCGCUCUCGUCGACCAGCGCCUCUACUUCGACGUCGGCACUCUCUACCAGCGCUUCAGUGAAUACUUCUAUCCCCAAGUGUUCGCUGGCGCCCCAGCUGACAAGGAGAAGGCGGCGAAGGUGGAGGACGCCCUGAAGAUCCUGGACGUGUUCCUAGAGGGGCAGAAGUACGUGGGAGGGUACUGUCGCAGGUGGUACGAGACGGUGAAGACGACGGCGCCGGGCUACCAGGAGGCCAACGAGAAGGGGCUGGACGCGUUCAAGGCGCUCGUCAGCAGCAUGAAGAAGUAAACCCAGAGGGAGCCAGAGGAAGCCAGAGGGAGCCCCACUCCGGGGAAGUGACACAACGCUAAUGCUGUAGCACCUCACUGCACUAUCAUAAUAUAAGACUUGUAAACUAAGGCACAAUAAAUUAAUUAUUAUUUUAAA
This is a messenger RNA of Papilio polytes (common Mormon), 812 nucleotides long. RefSeq names its product glutathione S-transferase 1-1-like. The coding region runs from base 111 to 674 and encodes 187 amino acids. Gene Ontology annotation, molecular function: glutathione transferase activity. NCBI's taxonomy places the organism in Eukaryota, Metazoa, Arthropoda, Insecta, Lepidoptera, Papilionidae. The record is from RefSeq and is a predicted model, not a curated record. The transcript has 5 exons. Gene Ontology annotation, biological process: glutathione metabolic process.